Botrytis byssoidea is the source of this 908-nucleotide messenger RNA. RefSeq lists its product as uncharacterized. Lineage: Eukaryota; Fungi; Ascomycota; Leotiomycetes; Helotiales; Sclerotiniaceae. The record is from RefSeq and is a predicted model, not a curated record. The transcript has 5 exons. Bases 105 to 908 code for a protein of 267 amino acids.
CAAGGUCAUGCCUAAUCAUUUGACAAGACAGAGACGCAGAAAACGCCUGAUUGAUCAAGCAAGCAAACUAGAAGAAGAAAAAAGCUCCUACUGAAUCAUUACAAAUGGAAGUCAACAACCAGAACGCCGAAAUCUCGGCUACAGAGGCUUCGAGACGGGAAGAAAGAGGUCAAGCAGAUGUGUUAUUACAAAGGUUUCUCGGAGAACUAAAAAUCGGGAAAGAGGCACAGAAAGUCACAGCUGAAGAUGAUAAGAACCAAGCCAAGAAAAAAACGCUAGCCAUGAUAAUUUCUGAAGCUCAAAUUAAGCAGAGAGCUGCCAGAAAUAAGCGGGAGGAAGAAAAUGCGGAAACUACUGAGCGGUACAAAAUCCCCAGCCUUUCCAACAAGCCAACUCUGAACAUAUCCGUUUCCCCGGCACCACCUAAGAAAAACUACGGAUCUGAACUAUUUCAGGUAGCCACGCCGUCUCCUGGUUCAUCAUCCAAUCGAAGCAUCUUGAAAAAAUCUGAAACAACUGAACUCAAUACUGAUGCAGUACCUACAAAACUUCGUCAGCAGCAUCGGCACAACAAUUUGAGAUUAAUAAUUAGGGAUGGAGAUGAUUAUGUUAGGCCCGUCAGAGAAGAUUGCGAGAACCCAUACGUGGUAAUAGAACAAGUCGACUCUAUCUAUGCUAUAGAAGACGGAGACACUGAAGAGUAUGUUCAAAAAACGGCUGAGAUUGAAGGGAAAAUCAGAGAGAUGAAUGUUGGAACAGAGUCUGAGGCUACGGCUUUGAAAAAGGGUAUUAAAGAUCUUGAGAGAGUCAUGACGAACACGGCAAGACUGAUUGGCGAAAAGAGGGCAAGAUUACUUGAGAUAAAGUCAGAAAGAAAGAAGGCUGAAGCUUCUUUGGGCAAGAAAUAA